Molecule: messenger RNA, 444 nt
Organism: Cantharellus anzutake
Lineage: Eukaryota; Fungi; Basidiomycota; Agaricomycetes; Cantharellales; Hydnaceae
Exons: 3
Source: RefSeq, a predicted model, not a curated record
CGUUUACACUCGAAUAGUGAGGAGAGGGCUCUAAAUGUUCUUUCCUGACGAAGUCGGGAAUCGAACAAGAGCUGAAAUAGGGAGGCCAACACCAUUCAUUCCGAUCGCUGGGGUCUGGGAAGGCCGUUUGUAGUCUCAGCUGCCUAUUGUAUACGGCUGGAUCCAUGUUUCAUCGUUCACGCGUGCUCUCAACACUUCUUCAGAUUAUAUCCCUGUCCAUGCUCCCUGCGUUGCUCGGACUCAUUUCGUUCCCAACUGCAAUACUUGUGCUGCUACGCCGCUGAAGAUGGGAUUGGAUUGAUUGCUCAUGGAGACAUGAAUCUGACGACUCGAGGCCUCAAUCACUUCAUUGACACACCCAUAUGAUGCUUAUUAUUUAAGUACUUUUGCAUGCUUGUUCCGACCCCUGUCAAUCUUUGGAAAUCUCGCUGGGCAGCCUCUGGU